This is a messenger RNA of Cavenderia fasciculata, 3564 nucleotides long. RefSeq lists its product as uncharacterized. The transcript has 2 exons. Gene Ontology annotation, molecular function: RNA nuclease activity; protein serine/threonine kinase activity; RNA binding. Bases 1 to 3564 code for a protein of 1187 amino acids. Gene Ontology annotation, biological process: neuron projection morphogenesis; MAPK cascade; regulation of MAPK cascade. Gene Ontology annotation, cellular component: cytoplasm. The record is from RefSeq and is a predicted model, not a curated record. NCBI's taxonomy places the organism in Eukaryota, Evosea, Eumycetozoa, Acytosteliales, Cavenderiaceae.
AUGAAAGUUCGAUUCCUCGUUUGUUCGUCUAUCGCCAAAUUGACCAUGUCAUCUGCAUUAUAUCUGUUAAGACAUGUACAAAGAAAUGGUUUAAAGAAUUCAUUAUCUUCAACAACUUCAUUGUCAUCAACUUCAUCAUCCACCUCUUCUUCUUCAACUAUCUUGAGAGAAUAUAGUAAUAAAAGAAGAAACUUAAAUAAUGAAAUUAAAAAGAAAUAUAAUCAAAGUGAACCUCUCAUUAGUGUAGAGGAAGAUUAUGAUGAUAUCGAAGAUGAUAAUAAAGAUAAUACCAAUGUCCAACAACAAAAACAAAAAGACAAGUUAUCAACUAUCAUGUCAAUGGUUACAUCACCUGAAACUACAAUCAAAAAUCAAGAAAAGAGAGCAAUCGAACAACAACAACAACAACAACAACAACAACAACAACAACAACAACAACAACAACAACGAUCGACAGAAACUUUAUUUGAUGAUACUUUAUUUAUGUUUGGAAACACUAGUAAUAAUGUGGAAAAAGAAAGAAGAAUAUCAUUCUCAAAGGUUAAAGGAAUGGAUCGUCAAAUAACAGAAAGAACAAAAGAGAUUAGAUCAUCGGUUGAGAGAGUUGCAAACAGUAGAAAGUAUACAAAGUUGUCAUACUUUUCAAGUCACGAUGAUAUCGUAAUGAGAAGAUUACAUUUAAAAGAAGAUGCAAGAUUGGAAAGACAAGAACAAGUAGAUCGACUAAAUGAAGAGGCUCAUGGAUGGACACUACAACCAUCAUUCUAUGGCAAUAGAGUUAAUCUAUUUAGUCAAGAGGAAAGAGAAACUAUUGAAUUAUUAUUGUUAAAUGAAAAACAAAAACAACAAAGAGAAACAGAAGAACAACUUGAAACUACUACCAACACUGCCGCUGACAAACAACUUUUAGAAAAUGAUGAAUUAUCAUUUUUGUUUGGUGUAAUGGAAUCAUCAACAUCAUCAUCCUCUUCCACAACAAAAACUACUUCAUCAUCAACAUCAUCAUCAUCUCCUUCACAAUCUUUAGAAGAAUUAAAUAUUCCAUCUUUCCAAGUUGGAAAAACUAUUGAAUUUAUUCAUACUGAUGAAAAGGUAUAUGUUGGUAUCAUUAAAGGUGGAAAGACAAGUAAAUAUCUUCAAGUAGAAUAUAUCCAACCAAAAGAAGGAGGUGAACCAUCAAUUGGUACAUGUAGUGUUCAUAAACGUGAUGUUGUUGGUGUGUGGCCAGAUUAUCUUGGUUUCCCAUCAAUCAAACAAUUGGCAGACACUGAAUACAAUUAUCAAAAAAAGUAUCGUUAUUAUUAUUUUAAUUCAAUUCCAUAUAAUUCACAUAUUUUUAAAUUAUAUCGUAUAUUUAGAAGAAAUGAAUUAAGAUUUACAACAAAUGAUGCAGCAAGAAUUUGUCAUGGUAAUACAGGUGCGGAUCAAUUAAAAGUAUUGGAAAUGUAUAGUACAUUUAAAUUAUUGAGUCAAGAUGCAUCUGUUACCUAUGACCGAGUACGUGGUGGAUAUAAAAUGGUUGAACUACCAACAGAUCUAUUACCUCUAUUUGCACAAUCUGUAGAGAAUAUUAAACGUCUCAAACAAGAGGCACAAGAAAAAGGUGAGAGUUUUGACCCGACCGAUCACCUCCAACCAGGUGAUUUACCUUAUCUCACCAUCCUCUACAACUUUUUAAUUUCAACUAUACCAACACAAUCAUAUGUCAACUUUGAUAUAAUGGUUUAUAUCCUCCGGUCAUUGCAAGAUAUCGAAGAGAUUCCAUUACCAGUCGAAAUGAUAACCAAAGAAAAGGUUAAAGAUAUUCUAACUAGUAUGGGAUUUGUACUACACAAAGUAUUCAAUCCAUGGACUACAGAGGAUUUGUUCCUACUUCAAACGCCACAAUCACUCGAACGAAUCGAUAAUAUUUUACAAAACCCUCAAAAGUAUCCAGACCCAUUCAAGGGAACAAGACAAGAUUUCCAUUUACCAGCUAUCGCCAUCGAUCCAGAGACAUCAAUGGGUAUUGAUGAUGCAUUCUCGGCUGAACAAGUACAAAUCGGCUCCACCAAAUAUAUCAAUCUUUAUAUUCAUACAACCGAUGUUUCUAGAUGGAUCUUGCCAGGAACAAGUGAAACCAACCAAACACUUCCAAGUCUUGUAUCAAAUCCAAUGUUCAAGGUAUUCCAAAUCGUUGGACGUACAUGUUACUUGCCAUCAGGAUCUCUUCACAUGUUCCCAUCGGAUUUCAUACAAAAGUGUUCUCUCAGACCAUCAUCGCCAGAAUCUGAAAAGAAAUUCAACGGUGACUACAACAAUGCAUUUACCUUGCAACUUCGAUUCAGUUUGGUCAAUGACAACAAACCAAACCCAACACCUCAAUUUAUUUCAAUCGUACCAACUGCUCUCAAGAAUGUUGUCUCUUUGAAAAAUCAUCAAGUUGGUGUUCAGUUGCGUCAAAUUAUGUCAUCCUCCGCUGAUCAGCAGGGUUUAUCCUCCUCUUCAAAAAUGAUAGAAUUAAUGCAUUCAAUUGCAGAUGCUAGAUUAAAUACAAGAGAUAUGAAGGAUUUUGCAAGAACCAACAAAUCACAAGGAAAGAUUGUACUCAGACAAGGAGAGAUUAAGGAAAUGUCAAUCGUCAAGACUGAUCCAUCCUAUGACUCGGCUAAAAAUGAUUCAGAGACAAUGCGAAUGGUCAGUGCUCUACUUUCAUACGCCGAUGAACAUUAUAGUAAUGUGUUUGUCGAUAGACAGAUACCAGGAUUUUGGAAGACAGGUUUGGAGGUGUCUGGGGCAAAGAUUGGAGAGAAGAUCUCGUACAUUACAUCGACCACACCCAUUCGUUCCUUUAUCCAUCUCUUUUCACAAUGUCAGUUGGCCAAGUCAUUACUAGAAAAUGACAAGUGUAUCUCUACCUACCAGUUUAAUACAUUUGCUCCAUUCUCUGCCGUCACCAAUGACAUUUCAACAAAGUUUCAACAGUCUACCGAACAAUACUAUCGUAUCAAACAAGCCGACACUCUCUUCAACUCGUCGAUCGAUAAAUUAGAGGGCCAAUUAUUGUCACUACUCAACCAGUCGAAAAGAAUUCCAAACCCCCAACUACCACGUCCCUAUAAACCACAACCAAGCCAAUACAAACACUUGCUCAUGGGUACCGUUGUUUAUGUCUUGUCUGAUAAAACCAAAUUCCACAUUCGAUUGGAUGCCAUCAACUAUACCCAUCGAGAAUGUCCACUCAACAACCAAGAUCGUCAACGAUACGCCAAUCUCAAAGCAGGUGACAAGAUUGGUGUGUUUGUAAGCGUCAAUCAAAAACAAAGAACAUUGGUUAUCGACCAUCGAUUAAAUGACUAUCUCGAUCUCCCACACAGAUCAUUUAAUAUGAACCAUCUAUCAAAUCAAUCAUUGUCCCAAUACAUCAAUCAUAUUCAAUUGACAAAGAGUCCAAAUAAUAAUAAUACUAAUGACGAUCAAGAUAAACCAAAGAAAAAGAAAAAUGACAAAAAAGAGGGAAAAGAACUUUUAAUUUUGAAUUAUACAAAUAUUAAUAAUUAUCAAUCAUUUAAAUUUUAUCAAUAA